Messenger RNA from Cylindrotheca closterium, 1356 nucleotides. Lineage: Eukaryota; Bacillariophyta; Bacillariophyceae; Bacillariales; Bacillariaceae. The record is from the annotation of a GenBank genome assembly.
AUGCAGAUCCCCAAAAAAAUUCAACCAAGUACAAUUCUUCCUGGGGCAAGCUCCCCAAUUGGUGUAUUGUGUGGCAAUUGCGGUGCUGUAGUUUCUACCUCUACCACCAUCGGCCGAGGCUGUGUGAUCGGAGCCCAAUCUGCUAUUGGCAACUCAGCAACAAAGUGUGACUGCAGGUUGGGUCACUACAUCACCGUAGAACCCGCAACCGUUGUGGAAGCUGAAGAAAUCAUGAUGAGUGAAAAAGAUCCCGAAACUGGAUCUCUACCAACGCACAGUUUUAAAAAAGUAGCAUGGUGCAAUCGGAAAAAAUUCUCUUUGGAACGUUACUAUAAAUUUCUGCAACCUAGUUUGGAAACAGGGCAUCUUACCAAUGAUGGACCUUUGCAACGGGUUUUGAAGGAGAAGGUUGCUAAUCUGGUUCGUUCUAGUCGAACAGUGAAUCUUACCAGCAAUGGUACAAGUGCGCUUCAUGCCCUGGUUGCUGGGCAUGAGCUCCGAAGGGGACGUCACCUCAAAUGGGUGACGCAAGCGUUCACUUUCCCCUCAUCUAUCCAGGGCCCUCUUGCAGAUGCGCUUGUCUGUGAUAUUGAUGCCAAGUAUCGAGGACCGUGCAUGAAAUUCUUACAGCAUCACGCCGAAGAGUAUGACGGCGUCAUUGUGACGAACGUCUUUGGACUACAAGCUGAGAUUCUUGUUUAUGAGCAGUUUUGCAUCGCUUCAAAUAAGCUACUCAUUUUUGAUAACGCUGCCACUCCCCUUGGUUUCACUGAUGACGGUCGUUCCAUUCAUGAUAUCGGAGAUGGUUCUUUUAUUAGCUUUCACGAAACCAAACCCUAUGGACGAGGCGAAGGAGGGGCAGUUUUUGCAUCAAGAGAAAUGUCGCCGUUUGUUCACAAGGCAAUGAAUUUUGGAUUCGAUAUUCCAAAUCAAAUCCGUAUUCCAAAUCGCUAUUCCAGUAACUGGAGAAUGUCAGAUUUCGCUGCAGCUGCCAUAUGUGAUCAUUUGGACACGGUCGUAAAUGACAAAUGGGAAGAAAAACUGAACGCAUUUGCCAGUUUUAUUGUUCAAGAACUGGACAAGCGAGGGUAUAGCAUGGCUUUCCCUGUGCGUUUUCCAACCAUUCUCUCUGGCGUGUUCGUAGAUCUGAAGCAGCAACACGGAUCCGCCGUGAGUCGCCUUUUUAAUGCUAACGGUUUUGAGGCAAAACAAUACUACUGCCCUUUAGUGGAUCGGACUAAGGCCCCUGAAGCGUGGAAGCUGUUUGAUCGAACAGUUUUAUUGCCAUUCCAUGAAGGCAUAUCUUCUGAAGCUAUGCUUAAUAUGCUGGAUCAUCUGCCUAAGAUGAAGAAAUAG